Molecule: messenger RNA, 1181 nt
Organism: Pocillopora meandrina
Lineage: Eukaryota; Metazoa; Cnidaria; Anthozoa; Scleractinia; Pocilloporidae
Source: the annotation of a GenBank genome assembly
AUGGUAGGGUGUGGAAUUGAAGUGUUAGGGAUAAGCGAGACCAGAUGGAAAGGGAUGGGAUCAAGAACACUGCAAGGUAGUGAGAGGGUGGCGUACGUGGGAGAUGAGGGAGUGCAAUAAAGAGGAGUCCCCAUCAUGAUGAGUGUGAGGACAAAGAGAGCCUCAAUAGAUGGAUGCCAAUCUGCAUGAGGACCAUUAAGGCAAGAUUCUACUCAAAACACAAAAGCUAACGGUAAUAAAAGCAUAUGUACCAACAGACGAUGCGAUGGACGAGGAAAAGGAUGAAUUUUACAAUCAACUGCGAGACUCUGUUGCACGCUGCAGUGGUCAUGACCUCUGUGGUACGAAUGGCUUAGUUGUAAAUGGAACAGUUUCCCACAUAAAGAGAUCCAUUAGCUGACCUGGAAGUCACCAGGUGGGAAGACUGUUAACCAGCUCGACCAUGUCUUUGUGAAUGGACGCAUGAGAACAUCGAUUCUGGACACAAGAGUGAUGGGAGGAGCAGACAUAUAUGGUGACUACUACCUGGUGAGAGCCAGAAUGAGACUAAAGUUGGCAAAGGCGCAUGGGAAGUAGAAAACAAGUGUGAGAUUUGACGUGUGUUAGUUGCAAAGUGAAGAGAUCAGGAGGAGAUAUAACAUUAAAGUGAAAAACAGGUUUGCAACGAUAUGAGAUAUAGAAAAUUCAAAGGAAGCACGACAAAAUCAUGGUAACGUACAGAGAUGCCGCAUAGAAAGUUAUUGGAAGGUAAAAAAGGAGAGCAAGCCAUGGAUAGGAGACACGACUUGGGGAAAAGUUCAGGAGGGGUAAGACGCAAAACUUAAUAUAGAGGGUGCGAGAUUGGAAGGACUUGAACAGCGAUAGAGAAAGGAGUAUAGUGCAAAAGAAAAGGAAGUGAAAGAGAGUGCUAGGGAGGAUAAGAGGAAUUGGUUGGAGGAAAGGGCUACAGCAACAGACAAGGCCGCUGAGAAUGGUAGAAACGAGGAGCUAAACAGCAUAACCAAGACAAUAGCCGGGAACAGAGGAGGCGAGAAUUGCGUGUGAAAGACAAACUGGGGGUGCAUAAGACAGAAUCACAAGAAAGAUUGCAGAGCUGGGUAGAGAACUUGAGUAAAAUUUUAAACAGAGAUGACCCCACAAAUCCGGUGGAAGAGAAAGAAGAAACAGAAGAACUGGAGUAG